This is a messenger RNA of Schizophyllum commune H4-8, 1742 nucleotides long. RefSeq lists its product as uncharacterized. The record is from RefSeq and is a predicted model, not a curated record. Bases 299 to 1375 code for a protein of 358 amino acids. Lineage: Eukaryota; Fungi; Basidiomycota; Agaricomycetes; Agaricales; Schizophyllaceae. The transcript is spliced from 14 exons.
UGUCCUCGUUGAAGCUCGCGCUGUUGCGCUGGAUGUCGAACUCUCCGGCGCCUGCUGAGGAGGAUGGGGUCCAGCGAGGCAAGUCAAGCGCUGGAAGAAGCAGAUGCGUGACGCGGCGGCGGAAGAGCGUCCAUGCCGGCAAGCUCGAGGGGGAGCGCCAGACACGCGCAAACAUCUGAGCAUCUCGAGAAGCGCGUUUAUUUGAAGGCUCGUUUGGCAGCUCCGCCCCCUCUCACCCUCCGCUUGCUCCCGCCCACCACCAUCUUCCCCUUCGUCGUCGCCGUCGUCGCUGCCCGCCAUGGUUGACUGGAUGUCUGAAGCGGAGAUCGCCCACGAUAGCGACGUAUUCUCGAAGUUCAUGCACGCACUGCUGGGGUUGUAUCUGUGGGAGUGGGCGACCAGCUUGCCGUUCGACGUAGACUAUGUGCGAGGAAAGCGCAAGUUCAAGUGGCCACUUAUAUUCUACUUCUUGAACCGCUAUUGCUUGUUGAUGGCCUUGAUCGGAAUCGCAAUAGCACUGAACGUCACAGAACGAGUUAACUGCCAGGGCUUGUACACUUUCAACCAAUGCUUUGGCAACGCAGCUAUCGGUCUCGCUUCCAUCAACCUAAGUCUUAGGACAAUGGCGAUAUGGAGCCAGAAAUGGUACAUCGUCGUACCUUUGGUCUGCAUCAUACUCGGCCACUGGUCGCUCCUCUUGCACGGAAUCCUCCUCAAGGCGGUGUACGUCCCAGGCCAGGGGUGCGCUAUCACACAGACGGACAGUAAAAUUCUCGCCGCGACGUUUAUCUACACGAUGGCGUUCGACUUUACGGUGUUGUCGCUUACGGCGUGGAAGCUGAUCUUCCCGGCGGGUGGUCGCAGCCGUCUUGUUUCUCUCAUUUUCAACGAUGGCCUGAUCUACUUCUUGGUCGCAUUCAUUGCAAACCUCAUCGCCACGACGUUCAUGCUACUGAACCUCAAUCCCGUCAUGUCCAUCAUCGCUAACGUACCGGCUGCCAUCGCGUCGACUAUCGUCGCUUGCCGAGUUGUUCGCCGUCUGAACAAGUACAAUGCCGAGGGGCCCGAAGUCUUUGCUUCGACGACGCAAGGAUCGACGCUGGCGUUCCGAACGCAGACAGGCGGGCAGCUGCAAUCGAGGCCAAAGGUGAACACGCGGUUUUCGAAGUCGGAGGCGGGGAUGCAGAUGGACGUCCUCGAGACGCCGUCGACGUACGUGAACACGCCGACCACAUAUGUGAAGACGCCGGAGCCGAACAAGGACACGGACGACGAUUCGUUUGUGGCGUACGAUGCGAUGGGGCGGAUUGUGAAGGGCGGGUUUGACCCGGAGGCGCAGAUUAUCAGCGACGAGUUCAAGAGGCCGCCGUAUUAGAAGGGGUAAGGUGGUACAGGGUGGCUACGUCCCUAUCCGGCGGCAGGUGGAAGCUACAGUCGCGCAGGGAAGGCCCGGUUGCACGUGUUCACGCAUUUUUUUAUUUUUUCUUAUGACCUCCACGAUGUCUGUUUGCUCUCCUCAUCCUCGCGUUAUCCCAGGAGCAUCUUCCUCAUUCACGGUUAUGAAAAGCUCAUCCGCAUCCAAACAGAGAAUGUUCGCCUUAUGGAUUGUGUAUUCUUGGUACUUGAUUGUAUAGUUACGGUUGUACGUGGUAGCAUUGUACUUCAUGAACUUCGCGGAUUGACCGGACUGGUGUGGUGUGUUGGGAAGAACGAAGACUCGACUGGCGAGGCGGGGAGAUUGA